Molecule: messenger RNA, 4870 nt
Organism: Seriola dumerili (greater amberjack)
Lineage: Eukaryota; Metazoa; Chordata; Actinopteri; Carangiformes; Carangidae
Gene: hnrnpll
Product: heterogeneous nuclear ribonucleoprotein L like
Exons: 14
Coding region: 169-1815 (548 amino acids)
Biological process (GO): regulation of RNA splicing; mRNA processing
Cellular component (GO): nucleus
Molecular function (GO): mRNA binding
Source: RefSeq, a predicted model, not a curated record
CGAUGGUGCAGUAGUGAGACAGGAGACAGGAGCAGAUAAACAGCGAGACACAGACAGAGACGCGGAGCUGCUUAUAACGAGGACACAUUGCGACUCAGCUGCUGACAUGGACGCGUCAGUCUGACCUGGUCCACACACGGUCCCCGCUCUCCAACAGGUCCACCGAGCAUGUCGACGGUAGAAGGAGCCGGCCAGCGUGAGGAAGGGGAGUACGGAAGGGCGGCAAAGCGGCUGAAAACAGAGGAGAGGGAGGAGGGGGAAGAGGAGCUGGAGGAGGGGGAGGAUUCGGACUCCGGCUCCCUGCCCGGUAACGGAGAGUCAGCGGCGGACAACCGGGCCCGGUGGAGCUCCGGCCAGUACGGAGCAGGACGGAGGGAUAAUGGCGAGGACUCCCAUCGUAUCUCUCCCAGUCCUGUGGUCCAUGUCAGGGGCCUGUGUGAGGCUGUGGUGGAAGCAGACCUGAUAGAUGCCCUGGAGAAGUUUGGACCCAUAUGUUAUGUGAUGAUGAUGCCAUUCAAGCGUCAGGCCCUGGUGGAGUUCUCUGCAGUGGAGAGCGCUGACCGCUGUGUGUCCUGUGGAGCCAAGGAGCCUGUUUACAUCGCAGGCCAGCAGGCGUACUUUAAUUACUCCACCUCCAAGAGAAUUACUAGGCCGACCAACGCUGACAACCCCAACAGUGGCAACAAGGUCCUGCUGCUGUCCAUACAGAACCCCCUGUACCCUAUAACCACGGAUGUUCUGUACACGGUGUGUAAUCCCAUCGGUAGCGUGCUCAGGAUCGUCAUCUUUAAACGAAAUGGAAUCCAGGCCAUGGUGGAAUUUGAGUCGGUUCAGUGUGCCCAGAAGGCCAAAGCUGCACUUAACGGAGCUGACAUCUAUGCCGGUUGCUGUACACUCAAGAUUGAAUAUGCUAGGCCAACUCGUCUGAACGUGAUUAAGAACGAUAACGAGAGCUGGGACUACACUAAACCAUACUUAGUCAGACGAGACCGUGGAAAGGGCAGGCAGAGACAGGCCAUUUUAGGAGAACACCCUUCAUCCUACAGUGAGAACGGCUAUGGUCCACCCUGCCCCCUGCUGCCUCUGCCCAGCAACAGCAGGUACAAGCUCACCUCAGUGGACGUUCCGGACAUGGUGUCCUACCCUCUGCCCCAGUCGUCCUCUUCAUACUCUGGCCACGCUCCUAGCUCUGUUGCCAUGGUGAGUGGCCUCCAUCCAUCCAAGAUGAACUGCACCCGCAUCUUCAACCUCUUCUGUCUGUACGGCAACAUUGAGAAGGUAAAGUUCAUGAAGAGUGUUCCUGGUACAGCGCUGGUGGAGAUGGGAGAUGAGUAUGCUGUGGACAGAGCCAUCACACACCUCAACAGCAUCAAGGUGUUUGGCAAGAGACUCAACGUCUGUGUGUCUAAGCAGCAUGCAGUGAUCCCCAGUCAGGUGUUUGAGUUGGAGGAUGGCAGCAGCAGCUAUAAGGACUUCGCCAUGACCAGGAACAAUCGCUUCAGCAGCGCUGGACAGGCCUCCAAAAACAUCAUCCAGCCUCCAUCUGCAGUGCUGCACUAUUACAACGUCCCUCCAUGCAUAUCACAGGACCACUUACUCAGGCUGUGUACGGAGCAUGACGUGCCCGGCUUUGUCAAAUUCAAGAUGUUUGAUGCCAAACCCUCCUCUAAGACCAUCUCUGGCUUGUUGGAGUUUGACAACAAGACGGAGGCUGUGGAGGUUCUUACUGUUCUCAAUCAUUACCAGAUCAGGAUACCCAAUGGAUCCAACCCUUACACCCUGAAACUAUGUUUCUCCACCUCCUCUCAUCUAUAAAAAGCUGCAAAGCACAAGGAGAGGCUGCUGAGCCUGGUGACAGUGGUGAUGGCUGAACUCUGACCUCUGACCUAAGAGAGGGACGGGGACCAUGAGGGAGUGGAGGAGAGAUAAACUGUGAAACAAGAAGAGAGUGAGAGAGACGGCCUUUAAAGGAAAUAAAGAAGAUGGAAAGAAAAGAGUUAACACUCCGAACACCAAACAUCCGCCCAUCAUCCAACCGUCCAAUCAAAAGCUGACAGACUAGUGACUGUCUGAAAUCAUGUCUUUAUAUUGUCAUGAGGGAUGUCUGUAGGACACUGCUCAUGUGUUUGUCCCAGAAGUCUUCACUGCAUGGUGUCUUCAAGACAGACAGAGACUGACUCUGAGAAAUCUACUGUACAAACCUGAGUCCACUCCAGCUUCAGUCAGUCAUCUCUAAAUCAUGAGCUUCACACGUAGAAGAUUUAGACUGAAAUCAUAUUUUAAUGUUUAAAAACUGAUGAGUACAGUGUGUUGCUUUGAAUUGUCAUUGAACGUAUGUAGUAAAUAUGGAUAUGAUUUUCUAAGUUCUCAUUUAGGGUUUAUUAGAACUACAUGAACUUCUCUGCCUCAGCAGCAGCAGCAGCAGCAGCUGCAGUGAGGCCUAAGGACACAAGUGUCACUCACACUUUGGCCCAGAGUCAUCUCAACCACUGAUAUGUUGUUAAGUUUGCUGGCUAUUCAUGGUCCUCAGAGGAAGAUGUGGUGUUUUGGUGACCCUCUGACCUGACUUUUCUCAUACGGUCAGAAUCUUCAGCCAGCUCCUGGUAUGUGGAAAAUUAAAGGCAGGAUUCCCAUGAAUAUUUGUGUUUCCCAGCGGAUGAACUUUAAUGUUUUCAAAAAACUUCUGUUAUUUCUUUUAGCUCCAUCAUCAGCUUUACCACCAUCACCAAACCCAUACAUAAGAAAUAUAAUGGGCUCGGAUUUUCUGAGCACAUUCAUUCUGCUCAGAUAAUAACCUCUUUGCAUUUUGGACGUUCCAUGAUCUUCCCAUUAGUGCCACCUUCAGGCAAAAACAUCAACUUUGCAUACAACAUGUCUAAUAAUGCAACUGGCAGAUUGAUGAAACACUCAUGUUUCCAUGGAGAUGAACCCUCUUGAUUGCAAAGCUUCAAUCACCUUUUCUCUAGAACCACCCCCAGGACAAAAGGUACAUUUUAAACCGCAAUGGUGAGACUCGAGAAUAACUAAGUUAUUAUCAUGCACUUUGUUCUGUCUUUCAGAUUGUGAGGUGUAAUGAAAUUACAGCCUACAACUCUUUAAUGUCGCUUUAAUAUUUUAAAAUAAUCCCAUGGUCUGAAAACUUGUUGGUGUUGUAUAUAUACAAUCUUCUCUUUAUUCUCACAUGGUACCAGUGUAAUAUUACAGGGACUGCCCAUGAGUCUGUGCAUUGUGUUUAUGGGUGUGUUUUGUGCAUUUGUCAAAAUUAAAUUUAGUCAGCAGAACAUUCCUAAUGCACCCUCACCAGGAAACACAUCGGUGCCAUGUGGCAUUUCCUGUACCGUCUGAGUGAACACACAGAGCUGCAGCCGAUUGUGUCAGUUCAGAGUCUUGAUUGUGAUUUCGGAAGGUAAAUGACUGGAGGAGAGCUGCAACAGUGUAAUGAACGUGUUCAUAGAAGUGUUGCCCUACUCUCUGUGUUGUACACUGAUGGGUUUUCCCUAAACACAACAGAUAAAUGCUGGUUUAUCUUAGUGGGUGUUGAGCCAAAAACAAUAUUAGACAAGUAGCAAUUCUGCCUGCAUGUGAACACAGUGCUUGUUCGAUGCUUUGACUAAGAGAUUGGACCUAAUGCAUUAACAUCAUCUGACCUUUAAAAAACAGUCCUGCUUUUUAUCCUUAUGUCCUUAAUGUGAUGUAUUUCCUCUGUAAACAGGAUUUUGUUGUUUGUUGUGACUGAGGAGUUAAUCAGUGUAAACCAAUGGGACAUAAUUGAUAAGAUUUGAAUACACCUGAAAUAUGUAUUACACAUAUGCACUGCUUUUUAAAAUGCGAUGAGUGCACAACUACAGUAAGACAAGUGUGUCAAAGUGGAACUGUGAUAAAUAGAAUGAUUUUACAUCAAAACUCUGGAAUUACAUAUAUUGAAGGACAUUUUUUGCUUUGUCAUGUUAAACAGCAUUUCAUUUUUUCUUGUAGUAUUUUCAUUUUUAUAAUCUAAUGCUAAAAUAAGAUUUUAUGUGGAUUUUGCAUGAAAUGUGUGAAUUAACAGGCUACCUAAAAUCUGUAAAAUGCACAGGCAUAGAUGGAUUACUGACCAGGCACAAGAUAGGUCUGCUGGUCCCUGGGCAAGAGCCCAGUGACUGUUUGAAAGUCAUACUGCUCAGUUAAAGGACAGUCAAAAUGACUAUAUAGGAGGAGUGGGGAGCCUUUUGCCUAUCUGUGAUCACAGGGCCAUUUUCUCAUAAUCCGUCCAUGUCCAGGCCCAAAGUAAUCGGAUACAACGGGCUUCUGAGGCAAGUGUAGUAACAGAAAGCAUAGUGUCUCUGUUCCAUCCUGCAUCUCAUACAGGACAUGCAGAUUUCACUGCUCCAAGCCUCUUUUUUUUUUAUAGUACACCACGAUCCAUCACACUUGAAUUAAGGCAUGCUUUUUUAUAUGACAAUAAGGAAAUGGUGUGAAAAGUCUCCACAGACGAAUCCCGUUUAGUCUGCAGUUAAAUUAUUACUCCUUUAGAUGCUGUGAAACAGUUUCAUUAAACAGACACCGGGGGGUUAGUAUGCGUCUUACAGCACUUAAAUCUUACUGUAUUUAUAAGGAGGUUUUAUGUAUUCUAAGCUUUUGAAGCCUUGAAGGUGGUUUGAUAAGCGGGGACUGUUGUCACUCUGACAGAUUCACAGGUUUCAUGAUUUUAGGCUGUAAAGGUUUAAUGUUGUUAAUAGUCUGUAAUCACUGACAAAACAUUUAGAAAAAUACAUAGAACUAUAUUGUGCCAUUCAUUUAAGAAUCCCUGUGGUUGUAACUUACAUGUACAUGUUCAAGCUGAAUAAAGUCAAGUCUGGGGCUGUAAGGUCUAUACACACAGCUCAAGUCA